UAUAAAAAUCUUGCACGUAACAAGUAAAAUUCAAAUCAGCCUCACAAUUCACAAACUAACCAUCUUUCAUGCAAAAGCUAGGCAUGGCUUUGAAAAACAUCCACCAUCACCAUAAUCAGCUACAUUUUGUGAUGUUUCCAUUAAUGGCACCAGGCCACAUGAUCCCAAUGAUAGACAUGGCUAAGUUGAUAGCAAAGCACGGUGUUGCAGUCACUAUAGUCACUACUCCAGUGAAUGCCACCCGCUUCAAAUCAACCAUAAACCGUGCUAUUGAAAGCGGGUUGAAUAUUCGACUAUCUCAGCUCGAGUUCCCUUGGCAAGAGGCUGGAUUACCAGAAGGAUGUGAAAAUGUGGAUAUGCUUCCUUCGCUAGGCUAUGCAAUAAAUUUUAUUAAAGCUGCUGCUAAGUUACAAGAACCUAUGGAAAAGUUGCUUAAGGAGUUGCAACCCAAACCAAGUUGCCUAAUUUCUGAUUACGGGUUCACUUGGACGACUGAAGUUGCUAGAAAAUUCAACAUCCCAAGGAUAGUAUUUAAUGGGAUGUCUUGCUGCUCUCUCCUAAGCUUGCACAAUUUAAUUGCCUACAACGCGAUUGAAAAUGUAAAGUCAGACACUGAACCCAUUCAAGUGCCUGGUUUGCCAGAUAGAAUUGAGCUCACCAGAACUCAGGUGCCGAAUGCAGUACACCAAGCGGGGGAUCCUUUAAGGGUGGAAAUGCGCGAGGCGGAGAGGACAGCGUUUGGGGUGGUAGUGAAUUCUUUUGAGGAGCUAGAAUCAGAGUACUUGAAGAGGUGUAAGGAGGCAAAGGGGAAGAAUACUAUAUGGUGUGUUGGGCCUGUUUCACUCUGCAAUCAGGAUGAGUUGGAUAAAGGAGAAAGAGGUAACAAAGCUGCACUUACCGUUGAAAAAUGCAUGAAAUGGUUAGAUUUACAUAAGCCUAGGUCAGUGAUAUAUGCUUGUCUUGGAAGCCUCUGUAACGUUGUUGCAUCACAAGUGAUGCAGCUUGCUUUCGGGUUAGAAGCAUCAAAUAAGCCUUUCAUCUUGGCUAUGAGAGAAGGGUAUAACCUAAAAGAGGUGGAAAGAUUGAUAGAAGAAGAUGGUUUCCGGAAAAGGGUUGAAGGGAGAGGAUUAGUUAUACUGGGUUGGGCACCACAAGUGCUUAUACUAUCUCAUCCUUCAGUAGGCGGAUUCUUGACGCAUUGUGGUUGGAAUUCUACUCUUGAAGGCAUAUCUACUGGUUUGCCGAUGGUUACUUGUCCUCUGUUUUCCGAGCAAUUUCUGAAUGAGAAAUUUGUGGUGGAAGUUUUGAGGGUUGGUGCAAGUGCCAGGGUAGAAAACCCGACGAUGAACCCAGGUGAAGAGGUAAGGGGAAUCUCUCUAGAUAAAGAGCACGUCAAGCACGCUAUAGAUUUAGUGAUGGAUGAUGGAAAGGAAGGUAAAGAGAUGCGAGAGAGAGCUGCGAGGCUUGCAGAAAGUGCUAAGAAAGCAGUGGAAAAGGGCGGAUCUUCUGAAAGAAGUUUGACGUUAAUGAUCCAAGAUGUCAUCCAAGAGAUAGAGAAAGAUAGAGAGGAAGUUGAUAAAAGGGUGAUUUAACAGAAAAUCACCUCUGCUGGUAGUUUUGUUUUUAUAUUGCGGUUGGUUCAUAGUACUAACCUUAAGUCUUGGUAUAACCUGUUUUCUUCUUGUUGGAUUGCUGUAUUCAGUUAAACAUCAGACAUAAUUACAUAUUUACAUGCAUCAA
Molecule: messenger RNA, 1740 nt
Organism: Chenopodium quinoa (quinoa)
Lineage: Eukaryota; Viridiplantae; Streptophyta; Magnoliopsida; Caryophyllales; Amaranthaceae
Product: UDP-glycosyltransferase 73C3-like
Exons: 1
Coding region: 69-1592 (507 amino acids)
Molecular function (GO): UDP-glycosyltransferase activity
Source: RefSeq, a predicted model, not a curated record